Messenger RNA from Nicotiana tabacum (common tobacco), 1020 nucleotides. NCBI's taxonomy places the organism in Eukaryota, Viridiplantae, Streptophyta, Magnoliopsida, Solanales, Solanaceae. The record is from RefSeq and is a predicted model, not a curated record.
UUUGGAGCUGGAAAAUUAUGGCUGAUGAUAAGGAGAUGUCUGCUCCUGUUAUGGAUGUGAAUGGUGCAGUCACUGGUCAUAUAAUUUCCACUACCAUCGGAGGGAAGAAUGGCGAGCCAAAGCAGACAGUCAGUUACAUGGCUGAACGUGUCGUGGGGACUGGAUCAUUUGGAGUUGUUUUUCAGGCAAAAUGCCUGGAAAACGGGGAGACUGUGGCGAUAAAGAAGGUUUUACAAGAUCGUAGAUACAAGAAUCGUGAACUGCAGUUAAUGCGCACAAUGGAGCACUCGAAUGUUGUUUGUUUAAAGCAUUGCUUCUAUUCAACUACUAGUAAAAACGAGCUUUUUCUCAAUUUAGUCAUGGAAUAUGUUCCGGAAACCAUGUACCGCAUGUUGAAGCAUUACAGCAAUGCGAACCAAAGAAUGCCACUCAUCUAUGUUAAGCUUUAUACUUAUCAAGUAUUUAGGGGGCUGGCAUACAUGCACACAGUGGCUGGCGUUUGCCACAGAGAUUUGAAACCUCAGAAUAUUUUGGUAGACCCUGUUACUCACCAAGUUAAAAUUUGUGAUUUUGGAAGUGCAAAAGUGCUGGUUAAAGGUGAAGCAAACAUCUCAUACAUCUGUUCGAGGUUUUAUCGGGCUCCUGAACUCAUAUUUGGCGCAACAGAGUAUACUACCUCUAUUGAUAUCUGGUCGGCUGGCUGUGUCCUUGCCGAACUUCUCCUCGGCCAGCCAUUAUUUCCUGGAGAAAACGCUGUUGAUCAGCUUGUUGAGAUAAUCAAGGUACUUGGAACACCAACGAGGGAGGAAAUUCGCUGUAUGAAUCCAAAUUACACCGACUUUAGGUUUCCACAAAUCAAAGCACACCCUUGGCAUAAGGUAUAUUUUCACUUGAUUUCAGGGUGGAAGAAGCGGUUUUUAUAGGUUCUUAUAGUUAGUUGAGUCUAUGUUUUUAGUGGACUCCACAACAAUAUACCCAGUGUUACGCCACAUUGUGGGGUCUGGGGAGGCUAAGGCCUCA